Patella vulgata (common limpet) is the source of this 7657-nucleotide messenger RNA. RefSeq lists its product as uncharacterized. NCBI's taxonomy places the organism in Eukaryota, Metazoa, Mollusca, Gastropoda, Patellidae. The record is from RefSeq and is a predicted model, not a curated record. Bases 92 to 1285 code for a protein of 397 amino acids. The transcript is spliced from 7 exons.
CUCAAAAUCAUACUUAUAACAUGCUUUUCAUGUCUAUGCAUUCUCCAUGAAGAUACUAUAAGUUAACCUAAAGUCUAUUAUAACAACAGAAAUGGCAUGGUAUGUCUGCUUUAACUUGCUCUGUACUGCUUUACUGCUUUUUAUUGCAAUUGUGGAAUCCACUCAAAAUUGUGGCAUUGACAGAUGUACAUAUGGAGCACAGUUUUGUGAUGAAUUGCCCGUUAAUAAUGGACGGUGUCAGUCGUGUAAAAUACUUUCCAGCAUAAAUUAUUGCGACUACAGAAAUAAAAGCGAGGAGUGUCUGUUAAUGGGGUGUAGAAAUGCUGAAAUUGAAAAGAUAAAGGAAGACUGUGAAGCUAUAAAAAAUAAUUUCACCAUUAUUGAAGAGCAGAAUCGAGACAAGGAUGAGAAAAUUGAGAAUUUGACCAAGAUGAUGAGAUUUAAAGACGAUCUGAUAGUUCGGAAUAAUAAAGAGAUAAGUUCACAAAAAGUAAUCAUCCGAAUUCUUCCAAUUGUUGGAUUUAUACUGGGUUGCAUUGUUGCUGUUGUUGUUGUUUUCAAGGAAAAUCUUAUUGAUGCUCGCUGGAAGCAGUGUCAAUCUUCAGCUCUAUGCUGUGGAAGUAAUAAGGGAAACAUGCUCACAGUAAUCGUUCCUGGUGAGCAAUCGCCGGAGAAGGAGGGUCUAAUAGAAAACCAAACACCUCAAGAAGACAAACUUCAAGCUUAUCAAAAGAUUUCUUCAGAGAAGAAAUGCAUUUUGGUUGAUCAAGUCGAAAAUCAGGAAUACCAUAAUACAUACAAAACAAUAGAAGAUAAUAAUCAAGCAAAAGAGAAAGAGAUCUACAGAACUGCAGUACCAGACUCUAGAUCACCAAUGGAAGCGUCAGCCCCACCACCACCAGCACAAACCAAUAACCUCCCAGAACCUAUUCAUCAAGUUAACCAACCGGCUGCUUCUGAAAUACCACAAAGUCCACAUUUACAACAGCAAAGAACAGAUCUAAACCAGACACAAGGUGUUCAUGUACCUGCAACCUCAUAUCAUGACUGUACCAUUAUCAAUGGUAAUGUGAGCACGGCAGUUCUGUCUAAAGGUCACAACGGGAAUGCCAAUAUAAACCCUCUUGAAUGCAGAAGAGAUUGUGAUGAACAAAAUGGCGGUUCAGUAACCAGAGCUAGGAUGCCUACAGAAUGCUCUGAGAAUUUGGUGCAGGCCACUUACAAUUUGCAGCCGCCACUGGACAUGGUUCGUCCAGACCACCCAAUGCAAACAACAAACUGCUGAUUUUCCGUUUGUGCGAUAUAUUCAUUAUUUCACACAUUCAUUUUAACUUUAUAAUAUGUCUUAUCACUCAAAUUUAUUACAUUUAAGACUCCACUUUAUCUAAACUCCUAUUUUAGUGAAAAAUCUUGUUUCCAAAACUGAUAUCUUGCUCUGUUCACAGACCAGUAAAUCUCUGUUCCUUCCGAAAUGCAAAAUGGAAUCCAUGAAACAUACUUUUCAUUAUUCUGCAUGUCUUUUAUGGAAGAAUCUACCUUUGGACAUAAAAAUGUGUAAAAAUGUUGAAAAUUUUAAGAUUACACUGAAAACUCAUUUAUAUUGAGCAAUGAAGAAACCAUAAUAUUCAACUGAUGACAUACUUAUUAUUUUUGGUGUAUAUUUAACUUGCAACUGCAUUCUAUCUUAUUUUGUGUGUAAUUUUAAUGUUCUUCCUAUAUUUUACGUGUAUAUGUUGUGUAGUUUAGGAGUGACUUACUAACCCAAACUUCUCACUUUAAAAUGCUAUUGCAUUUCAAAUGAUUUUGAAUUUAUCCUGAUAUUACAUGUAUAUAUGUCUUUGUAGCUUAGGAAGGACUUAUGGAAGAUUAGUUAUUGUUUUUUGCAAACUAGUUGCCUCAUUAAAAAAAGUUUUUAUUAUUAUUAUUAUUAUUAUCCGGGGUUUCUUUUAAGAGAUGAUUUAUCUGUAUAAUCAAUUAUGUAUUGUCAAAUGUGAGCGUUUUCAAGCACCAUCUUUCAGAUUAUUCUGUAAAAUCAAAACAUAUAAUGCAUUAAUGUACACAUGUAAAUUUUAGCGAUUAUCACUACAACUUAGAAAACUAUUGGGUUUCUACUGUCGCAUAGUUUAAAACGGUUUGUCUAGCUCAAAUAAUGAGUGUUGGAUUUAUAACUGUAUAGAUUCCUUUCAGUUAAUAAUUAGUUUGUUAAUUAGACAUGGCAAGGUUUAGGGCCGUUUGGAAAUGUUGAACCAUGAAAAAUUGAUGAAAUAUUUUCUAUUUUAUUUUGCUGGAACAUUUAUUGUUUAUCAUAUCAUCUUGUAAGAGAAAGUAUCUUCCACCAGAUUUUAUUCUGUGGUGUUUUUCACCACAAGAGUUCCACAAGAUAUUUGACUCGAAAAAAAGAAAUAAAAAACAUUUUUCAAAAAUAUAUAUGCUCAGACACCCUUAUCUGCCGGUGUAGUGACACAUUCCACAAGAUUUUCUCAAUACUUUUUGGUCUGUGGUAUUUUUACCACAAAAGUGCCACAAGAAUACCGGUGAUUCUGAUAGAAUGUUUUUGGUCGAAAAUCUUGUGGCAUGUAGUACCACAAAUGGAGAUAAAUGGGUCUCAGAAGAAAUUUUUGAAAAAUUUGAAUUUUUUUCUUAGUACAAUAUCUUGUGAAACUCGUCUUGUAAAAAAAUUUUUGAAAAAUUUGAAUUUUUUUCUUAGUACAAUAUCUUGUGAAAAAAUACCACAGACCAAAAUUACUUCUAAAGAUAGGUUGCCAGGCAACGAAACAUACGCCCACAGCAGCUAUAUCGUCCGGGCAGUCAACAAGAGUUGUCGCAUAUUUUUACUUUUUUUGGUAAUGAAACAUUUAUAAUACAUUAAAAUCUGAUUAAGAGUAACAACUCAUUAAGUAAUUAUCAGAAAACCAUUAGAAUUUGUUUGGUUUUUAUAAAGUUCUGACCCAUGCUAACGUUUAGUAUACAAAACUUUUAACAUCAUGGAUUUAGCUGUUCAAGUCGUAAAGAUUCAUUGAAAAUCAAUAUACUUGUUCGUCUCAAGACCUUAAACUCUGUGUAUCAAUCUGAAGUCAAUCGGAUGAUAACUUUAGCCUCUAGAGCGUCACAAGAUUUUUCUAAGUGAUCAAGGGCCAUAACUCUGACAGUAAUUAUCCGAAAUCGUUGAAAAUCAAUAUGAUUCUUCAUCUCAUUGCCUCAAACACUGUGUAUAAAUUUAAAGUCAAUCGGAUAUUAACUUUGACCUCUAGAGCGUCAACAAGAUUUUUUGAAGUGAUCAAGGGCCAUAACUCAGGCAGUAAUUAUUGAAAAUCGUUGAAAAUCAAUAGGUUUAUUAUAAAUUUAAAGUCAAUCGGAUAUUAACUUUGACCUCUAGAGCGUCCACAAGAUUUUUGAAGUGAUCAAGGGCCAUAACUCUGGCAGUAAUUAUCGGAAAUCGCUGAAAAUCAAUAGGCUUCUUCGUCUCAUGACCUUAAACACUGUGUAUAAAUAUAAAGUCAAUCGGAUAUUAACUUUAGCCUCUAGAGCGUCCACAAUGACCAACGGACGGACGGACUGACGGGGGCGACAACAAUAUACGACCACAUUUCAAUGUGGUCGUAUAAAAAUUACAUUCCACAGACUCUUAAAUUUCAAUGAGAUUUAUUUAGUCGAAUAUCUGUCCAAUACCUUGUGCAACUUUUAUGGUGAAAAAUUCCACACAAAAUCCCCCAAACCUUGCCAUACAUAUAAAUAGAAACUCCUGCAAAAUAAGCACAACUACACGAUACAGUAGUUGUAUAGUGUAUUUUUGUUAAUUGUAUGAGACUAUUGUUAAAGUUGAUAUUGAGAAAACUGUAUACUGUUAAAAUUUGUGACCAAUUGUGACCAUUAUCCAAAGCAUCAAAGUAUUUUGUGUUACAGGUCAUAGCAUAUAACUGGUUGUUACUGGUAAAAAUGACUGGGGUAAUGAAGACGGGUCACUGGUUGAACAGAUUGUGAUAGAUACAAUUUUCUUUUUUAUCAAAAAUGCAUUUUUUAUCCCCAUAAAACAUUUUUUGCCCAAAAAACAACUUCUUGCAAACACAGAUUAUCGCCUCUUCCAUAUGUGCUAGGUAUUAGUAUUCUACGCAUCCUGGAAGACAGGAACAGUGCCCGCUGAUCUAGUCUAGUUGUGGGUGUGGCAUUUUGAGCGUGUCUGUUAGGGGUAACCCAUCGCACAAACUGACUGGCAGUGGUCAUUCAUGAUUCCUGUGGUGGUACUGAACAACUCCAAAGCUUUUUUAGGUGGUACAGAUUCCAGCUUAUCUAGCCAAGCUGUGGUCUGGAAAUUAGAUAACUCUUGUCAGGGAUACUCCACCACUACAAAUGUCUGGAAAUUACAUAGCUCUGUCGGGGGUACCCCACCACUAGAAAUAUCUGUCAAAGUGUUUUUGUAAUACUUGAAGAUGUAAUACCAGUACCGGUACUUUAAAGAUAUAGUCUCACAAAAGUAUUUAUCGGGUGGUUAAUUCCAAUAAAAGUGUGGCAAUUUUGGUAUGGAAAGUAGAAACACCCAAUCUUACUAGAAAAAUACUGGAUUCCAUAAAAAAAAAACACCCAUGGAGCACAUACAAGACAAAAAUGAUGAUUAGGGAUGUCUGCUCUAGUGACAUCACAGGUUGCACGCUUGAUGUUAUAUAUGUUGAUAAACUUGAUGGUGAGCGGACUUGGAAACAUGACUUAUUUUUUAUAGCUUGGGGUAUUUCCUUGUGAAUACAAUGUUUUUAGAAGGAUUUUGAAGCCAAAUUUUGAUAGAUUAAUUAUUUCGAAUGUUUUUCGUCUAAAUAAAUCAUCAAAUCACCUGGUUUGUACGCAGGAAGGUAUUUUUAAUAAACAGUGACAUUUUUUCGGGAAUUAUCACUUACUCACUCCUAGGGACUAACUGAUGGUUCAAUUUAUUUCAAUAAUUCAAUGGUACCGGUACAUGUAUAGGGGUCUUUAGAAGUGGAAGGCUAGCGGAGGACCCGGUAAAAACCAACGAAGUUGGACAGACGACCCCUAAUGGCAGAAAGAAAUGAAAACUAUGCUACGGACAAUAUUGGGCGAACGUAUGAAGCUGAAAUAAGAAUGUCACAAACUCUUUAAGUGUGACUUGUAACAAAUAGUACUUUGAUGUGGCAUUUUCUUUUUCUCGAAAAAAUCGUAAGGAAGGCAACCAUUUUUAAUGCAAACAAAAUGAUGUCUGUUCAUUUUAUAGGAAAAAGUUAAACUAAUUUAAGUGCUUGAUAGCAAUAUUACCCUUCGACCAGACAUCGUAAAAGGACAGAGAAUAUCGAUUUUAAAAAUAGGAUGGCAAAUAAAGAAAACGGAUGGCGAUUUGUGUCUUGUCAAAUCACCUCUGCCUAAAUGAAUUAAUGUAUAUUUAUCAAAUAAAAAAUGAAAUAAAGUAAAAUAGAAAACUUUGAUCAGGUGAAAGAAAAUAUUUAAAAAAAAUGAUAGGGAAUAAAUAUAAAUGUACACAUUGUGAACUUCAUUUCCCUGAUGAAGGUCUGUGAGUAAAGACCAGAAUGUUGGAAAUCAAGGGUUUACUUAAUUACUAAAUCUAUGUAUAUUUUAAACAAAUAAUGAAUACAGAAAGCAGGAGACUAUUAAAAUGGGUCUGUUCGUCUGUCUGUCCAUUUAUCCUUUUGUUCAUCACACUUAAUGGGACACAAUAACUCUACUUCUAACUGAGCUAGAAUGUUCAAACUUGGUGUAGGUGUUUAUUAGGUGAAUGCCUUGAUGGAGUUCGAAGAUGAAGCCAUUUGAUUGGUUGAUGCUUUGGGACAUGAUAACUUUGGUUCUAAUUGAGUGAGAAUGGUGAAUCUUUGUGAACAGUUUCAUUAGAUCCCUUAACUAAGUUUGAUGCUGAGCAUUUUCUGCUAGGCUAAGUAGACACUUCAGUCUGUGUGUUCGAGACUUUGGAACAUAAUAACUCUCCUUCUAAUUGAGGUAGAAUGUUCAAACUUGGUGUAGGUGUUUAUUAGGUGAAUGCCUUGACAGUGUUUAAUGAUGUGCAUUUUCCAUUAAUUUUGAUUGGUUGAUACUUUGGAACAUGAUAACUUUGGUUCUAAUUGGAUGAGAGUGAUGAAACUCAAGAAGUAUAAAUUCAUUAUACCAUCGCCUUGACUUAAGGGGGGUUGGGAUGGCCCAGUGGUCUAGAGUGUCACGCUUCGACCUCUAGCUGGCAGGUUUUCUCUGGCUUGCGGUUGUGGUUUUGAUCCCUGGUCUGAGCGUAUAUGGCUUGGAGAUAGGAACGCCUUCUCAACCUUGUGGGUUUACUCUGGGUACUCCGGUUUCCUCCCACAGAAAAGACCUCUGCACGUGAGCUAAGAUAAUAACAAUGAAAAUAAGACAACUUGUCUGCGAUAUCACCUUCGGUGGAAGCGGCUGUUAAACAAUAAGAACAACAACCAUGACUUAGUUAGAUGAUGGGGGGUUGCAUGGCCGGAUGGUUAGCGCGAGCGCGUUGUAUCAUAAGGUCUUGUCAUUGAGUCAACCGGUGUGGUUUCAAUUCCCCGGUUGUAUGUGACAAGGAGUAGGGUCGCCCACAUCCUUCGGUUUCUUCCCACUGCUAAAGACCCCUACACCUAGUUUGUGUCAAGUGGACGUUAAACCCCAUUUUUCUCUCUCUCUUUCUCUCUCUCUCUAGUUUGAUGAUGAGAAUUUUCUACUUAAGAUAAGUAGCGAUAAGCAAUUUGAUUGGUCAAAACUUUGGAACAUAACAACUCAGAUUUUAAUUGAAUUCAUUGAUUAAACAUUUUCUGCUAAAGCUAAGCAGAACUAAGCAAUUUCAUUGGUUAUUGCUUUUGGGCAAGAUAUCUUUGUUCUGUGUUUCUGAUGGAGAAUGUCAAACUUUGACUGAGUUCGAUCGUGAAGACUUUCUGCUUAGACUGCUCAAUAUUUUUCAAAAAGAUAAUUGAUAAAUGUGAAAUUAAUUUGUAUGUAUCAUCUAUUUAUUUUGGGAUAUCAGCAAGGGACAUAAGCCUCACUGUUGGCUUGUUAUUUUUUUUUUUUUUUUAAAAUAAAAUCACAAAAAAAAAAAAAAUGUGAAAUUAAUUUGUAUGUAUCAUCUAUUUAUUUUGGGAUAUCAGCAGGGGACAUAAGCCUCACUGUUGGCUUGUUAUUUUUUUUUUUUUUUAAAAUAAAAUCACAAAAAAAUAAAAAAUAAACAAUUACAUUUUUCAAUGAAAAAUGUAAUCUUCUUUCGUAUUUUCAAAUGAAAAUAAUGACUGGUCUAUGGACCAUGGUAUUAAGAAUGGCUGGUCCAUGAAGGUUAACUUUAUUAAGAUGUAUUUUUCUAUAAGAAUGGCUGGUCCAUGGUAUUAAUUAACGUACUAUGUACGUCGUAUGUAUUGGUUAAUAAAGAUCUCUGAAUUCUAUAUCUAUUUGUUGAGAGGUAAUAAAUUGCUGUGUGUUAAUAAAAUGCCCUUUUUCUUGUUAUUAAUCUAAUUUCAAUAUUACAUACCAGUACAUCAGAAUUCACACUGUACAAAAUUAAUACUAUGGUAAUUAAAUUUUGAAAUCAAGUUAUUAUAUUUUGAAAUAUAGUAGUUACUACAUUUUGAAUGAGUUAAGUAAUUACAUUUUGAAAUAUAUGGUGAUAUUUUGAAAUAUAAUAUGGUGAUAUUUUGAAAUAUAAUAUUGUAUAUAUUGA